Molecule: messenger RNA, 2817 nt
Organism: Glycine soja
Lineage: Eukaryota; Viridiplantae; Streptophyta; Magnoliopsida; Fabales; Fabaceae
Exons: 6
Coding region: 932-2707 (591 amino acids)
Molecular function (GO): protein binding
Source: RefSeq, a predicted model, not a curated record
AGCCUCUUUCCCCUUUUCUUCCUUUCAUAUCUUCUCGUUUAUGCAUGAUUGUACUAUAUACUUCAUUUGGGUUCUUCUGUUAAUCUAUCUUCUUUUGAUUAUCUCUAUUCUUUGUUCCUCUCAUAACCUUGUUAAUUGUAAUAAAUUAUAUGUUCAGUUUGAUGAAAAAUGUUUAAAGAGGUAAUCUAUGUGCAUAAAAUGACAUAUGAGGAAACUUUAUAAGGAUUUCAUAUAAUAAAGGUACAUAAAUCUUUUAUAUGUUUUUUUACGUUUGUCAUUACAUUUCUUCUCUUCUGUCUAGAAACUCUUUCGUCGUUCUGUUUCUUAUCGAGUCUUAUUCAUGGUAUAUCAAAGGUUGUUUCUUUCUGCUUGGCUUUUCUAUUGCUUCUUAACCUCUUUGGCUCUUCCUUCUCUCCUCUUACAAUGAUAUUAAGACAAAUUUGCCUUAGAUACGUUCCACACAAUUAAUUUUCUUGGAGUUAUGGUUUGGUAAUUUGGUGGUGAAGAAACAAUAGAAAAAAGAGAGAUCAUGAGUUUGAAUCUCUCUCCAUUGACAAAAAAAAUUAACUACCAUUAACUGAUAAAAAAUACAAUUAAUUAAUUUUCUUUUGUUGCUGGCUACACAAAAUAUUUUGCUUUUGUCAGAAGAUUUUCUUGCUGAGGGCAAGUCCUGACACAAAAAUAAAAUUGUGUGUUAGUGAUCGAAUGGUUAUGAACCUGAAUCUAAAAUGAGCAUCUUCGUAUUUUCAUAUAUGCAAGGAAAAGGCUACGUAAAAUUAUAUACCUUCUUUCAUACCUUCGCAGAGCCAAAAGUUGUGAUGGGUAAGUUAGUUUUUGAAAGAUUGUGUUGCUGAUAAUCAUUUGUUCAUCUGUGUGGCAGGCAAGCUAGUGGAGCAGAAAAAGAUUGAGUGAAAACUUGGAAUUCAGUGAAAUGGCUAUGGCAGUUCGUAAUACAACAAAUCCAGAAGAAUUACAGAUAGUCAUCCAUAAAGUUGAUUCAGUUCAAUUCAGAAGUCCUUCAUGUGAUCUAGUACAAAAUACAAGGGAUUACGUGAACAAAUGUGCUCCCAUUUACAACCUUGCAAUUAAAGGGGACUGGAAAGAAGCUAAAACCAUGUUAGCCAAAGAUAGAAGGUUGGCUACUGCUGCUAUUUCACAGGGAUGGGCCACACUACUUCAUGUGGCUGCAGAAGCUAAUCACUUGCACUUUGUAGAAGAGCUGGUAAAACUUUUAAGCGAAAAAGACUUAGAAAUACAAGACCUGAAAGGCAACACUGCUUUCUGCUUUGCUGCUGCAGUUGGAAAUGUUAAAAUUGCUGAAGCAAUGGCAAGAAAAAAUAGGAGUUUGCCAACUAUCAGGGGUGGGGAAGGACUCACCCCACUUCACUUGGCUGCUUUACAGGGAAAAGGUGAGAUGGCAUGGUAUCUCUACCAUGAUACUGUUCACAACCUCAACCACAUGUUUGGUGAUGCAGAUUGGAGUUUAUUGUUCUUCCUUUGUAUCAACACCGGCAUUUAUGAUUUAGCUUUAAAGAUGUUACAAGAGAAUCCAAGAUUAGCCGUGGCUCAGAAUGAGAACAAGGAAACGGGAUUGCAUGUUUUGGCCCGCAAACCUUCGGCCUUUAGUUGUCAAGGUCGAAGGUAUCCAAAUCAGCUCAUCAACUCACGUAAGAAUCCAACUUUGGCUCUCCAACUUGUCAGGUGUUUCUGGAAAAAUCUUCUUUCUCUUGAUUGCACAGAGAUACAAAUGAGAAUAGUCAUAAGCCAGCUGUCUCAAGUAAUAUUCAUAGCCGCAGAAGUUGGAAAUUUUGAGAUUAUAGCCGAGCUGGUUAGAUCUUACCCUGAUCUAAGUUGGGAAGUUGACGCCAAAAAUCGAAGCAUCAUUCACAUUGCUGUUUUACACCGCCAUGCAGCCAUAUUUAAUCUAAUACAUGAAAUAAGAACUAUUAAGAAUUUUGUAGUAGCAUAUGAAGAUGCUGAUCAAAACAAUUUACUGCAUUGUGCUGCAAAAUUAGCACCACCGAGCCAACUUAACUUGGUCUCCGGAGCAGCUUUUCAGAUGAUGCGAGAGUUACGGUGGUUUGAGGUGGUCAAAAAGGUCAUGCCACCUUGUUUCAUAGAGAAGAGAAACUCCAAUGGGAAAACACCUCGUGAACUGUUCACUGAAGAGCAUACAGAGUUACUGACUAAAGCCGAGUGUUGGAUGAAGGGCAUGGCAAAAUCAUGUAUGAUUGUUUCAACGCUCAUUGCUACAGAAGUGUUCACUGCAGCAUUCAGCAUUCCACGCGGUGAUGGCGGUGAUGACAACAACAAUGGCAACCUCAACUGCAAUUCUAUCUUCAUAAUAUUUGCAAUAUCAGAUGCAACUGCACUGAUAUCAUCUUCAGUUUCUAUUCUGAUUUUCUUGUCUAUGCUUGUCAUAUCACGUUAUGCAGAAGAUGACUUCUUCAAGUCACUUCCAAUGAAGCUAAUAUGUGGAUUGGUAACACUGUUUAUCUCCAUAGCAAGCAUGAUGGUGGCAUUUAGCAGUGCUUUCUUCAUAACAUAUUACCAUGGCUUAAAAUGGGUGCCAAUUUUGAUCUCAGUACUUGCACUUGCACCAAUCACCUUAUUCACAUUUCUUCUGUUUCCAUUAUGGUCAGACAUUGUCUGCUCAGCCUAUUUUUGUAGGUCUGUAUUUCGGCCAAGUAAACAUGUUCUUUACUAGGAAAACUGAGGCCGUGUAAACAAUGAUUCUACUGUAUGUUAGAUAAGUAGUAAUCCCUACGUCAUUAAUUGUAAUUCUCAGGAAUUCUAAGGAAUGAAGAAAUUACUCAA